This is a messenger RNA of Galeopterus variegatus (Sunda flying lemur), 828 nucleotides long. RefSeq names its product tumor necrosis factor receptor superfamily, member 4 (gene TNFRSF4). The transcript has 7 exons. Bases 1 to 828 code for a protein of 275 amino acids. Gene Ontology annotation, biological process: inflammatory response. Gene Ontology annotation, molecular function: tumor necrosis factor receptor activity; protein binding. The record is from RefSeq and is a predicted model, not a curated record. Lineage: Eukaryota; Metazoa; Chordata; Mammalia; Dermoptera; Cynocephalidae.
AUGUGCGUGGGGGCUUGGCGGCUGGGGCCCUGCUCAGCCCUCCUAUUCCUGGGGCUUGUGCUCAGCGCCGCAGCCCAGCUGGACUGUGUCGGGGACACCUACCCCUAUGGUGGUAGGUGCUGUCGUGAGUGCCAGCCAGGGAGCGGGAUGGUGAGCCGCUGCGACCACACCCGGGACACUGAGUGCCAACCGUGUGAGCCUGGCUUCUACAAUGAGGCAGUCAACUACCAGACCUGCAAGCAGUGCACGCAGUGCAACCAGAGAAGUGGGAGUGAACCCAAGCAGACAUGCACGGCCACACAGGACACUGUCUGCCACUGCAGGCCAGGCACCCAGCCGCUGGAUGGCUACAAGCGUGGAGUUGACUGUGCCCCCUGCCCUCCAGGCCACUUCUCUCUGGGCAGCAACCAGGCCUGCAAGCCCUGGACCAACUGCUCCUUGGCUGGGAAACGCACCCUGCGACCCGCCAGCAACAGCUCUGAUGCUGUCUGUGAGGACACGAUCCCCCCGGCCACACGGCCCUGGGAGACCCAGGCCCCCUCCACCAGGCCUGCCACGGCCCAGCCCACUACAACCAGGCCCAGGACUUCACAGGGCCCCUCCAUACCCCCCUCAGAGGCCCCCAGAGGCCCUGCACUCACUGCAGCCCUGGGCCUGGGCCUGGGCCUAGGCCUGCUGGCUCCCCUGGCCACCCUGCUGGCUCUGUACCUCUAUCGAAGGGCCUGGAGGCCGCCCACCCACAUCCCCAAGCCCCCUGGGGGAAACAGCUUCCGGACCCCCAUCCAAGAGGAGCAGCCGGAUGCGCACUGCGCCCUGGCGAAGAUCUGA